AUGGCCGCCAACGACCCAGCGGCGCCUGCUAAUAUGGGCGGACGAUCCGACCGACGUUCUCCCCCUCCUGCUUCUCACUCCAAGCGAGAUCGCAAGAGGCAAGCUCUUAUGGAACGACUCUCCAGUAUGACCGACAAGUUCCACCGGGAGCGGGAUAUGACAUACCGCGACCAGCUGCAGAAAAUCCAAUUCGACAUCAAUCUCGUUCAGCGCUUCGAUCCCUACGAUCCCAAGAUUCUCCAGGUCAUCGGCGAGCUUCAGCAGGAACAUACGAAUACUCAGGGCCCUCCGGUUCACGCCGAGGAUGCUCGAAGCUUGCUGGACAUGGCCGGCAUUCGGUUUUCUGAUUUUAUGGCCGAGAUUGAAGAUCUCGUAGAAAUUCGUGACUUUCAACUGACACAGUCCAAGAACGAGUACGAACGAAGACUUCGAGAAUACGAAAACACUUUUGCCUACAAGGUCGAAACCGCAAAGCGCGAGCACAAGGCUCUUACGAGUACUCUCCGCGAUCGGUUAAUCAACACCCUUACCCACAAGAAGAAUCGACUUAAUCGCGAGAAGGAGGUGUUGGAAAUCAACGACUCCAAUGCAUUGCUACUUAAUCCGAACCAGUUCAGCCUGACCAACCCUGCAAGUCCCGGCGGUCCCCACGGCAAGCGAGCCACACGUUUGCGUAAGGACGCUGACGAUUUGCAAAUGUACUCGGACAACAAGAAGCGGAAGCGGAACGCCAACGACGACGACGGCUCGCCUGUCCCGACUCGACGUGCCCUUGACAACCACAACACCACUCCUCUUUGGCAGUCUGAGAAGGCUCGCGCUGCUGCCAAGCAGAACGGUCCCGUCUACAGUAUUGACAAGCUGUUUACCGACAAGGAGCUGUCGCUCAACUACAACACAGCUGCUCUCGCUGCGCAUCAAUACAUUCUUCGCAACCGCGUGAAUGGCAGCGGCGGGUCACCGGAUGAUAGUGACUCUGGUCAGGGCGAUGCCAACGGCGACCAGGACGUUGAUUCUCUGCCUUCGGCUCCUGCAAUGGAGCGCUCCGUCUCUCACGCCACUCGUAGCAACCGUGGCGGCGCUGCCCAGAACUUCAUUGACAGCAAUAUUCUCGGUGUUGAGGGUGUCGCCAACUUUGAGGUUAACAACCUAGACAUUUUGCACUCCCAAGAGCCACCCAAGAUGCCUCCUCCCGUGCCUCAGCAGUACCUCAAGCCUUACCCUCGUACCGCCGAUCAGAACUUCCCUGUUCCCCUGUCAAAUGACGACAUUACCUCUGAUCUGUCGGUCAUGGGCUACUUCAAGCAGUACGAUGCUGCACACAAACCCGGAGCUCAUCUGGACAACCCAGCUGGAAUGCGUAAGGUUCUUGCAGCUGUGGCGGUACCUUACCAGAACUCCCAGUACGUGGCCUUCACCAGCGCUCCACGAGAAGACCCAGAACACCUCCGCGAUUCUCUUGGUCUGCCUGCCAUCAGCAGCCUGCGAGAUCAGCCUAGCCCUGCGAACGCUGCCGCAGCCCCUACAGUGGCUGCCCUGUCAAGUGCUGCAGUGCCAAUGAGCCGCCAGAGUAGUGCCGGCGGCGUUGCCAUGAGCCGUCAGGGAAGCAGCAACACCCGUGGCAAGGGACGCAAGUAA
Molecule: messenger RNA, 1638 nt
Organism: Fusarium pseudograminearum CS3096
Lineage: Eukaryota; Fungi; Ascomycota; Sordariomycetes; Hypocreales; Nectriaceae
Exons: 2
Coding region: 1-1638 (545 amino acids)
Biological process (GO): negative regulation of transcription by RNA polymerase II
Cellular component (GO): Sin3-type complex
Molecular function (GO): histone deacetylase binding
Source: RefSeq, a predicted model, not a curated record